This is a messenger RNA of Camelina sativa (false flax), 958 nucleotides long. RefSeq lists its product as uncharacterized. The record is from RefSeq and is a predicted model, not a curated record. Lineage: Eukaryota; Viridiplantae; Streptophyta; Magnoliopsida; Brassicales; Brassicaceae.
UUCAGACAUUUUCUUGAAUCUUGUCCCAACCCCUUGUGACUAAUCUAAAAGCAAAUCAAAUAACCAAAAAUUUACCCACUUAUCCCAUAUUUUGCUUAUAAUUAUGACAACAACAACAAUAAACUCAUCGUCAUAUACUCUCUCCCUCUCUCCCUCUCUAUAGAAUUUGAUCCAUUGAGGAAGAUGGAGAGACAACAUCAAAAUUAUCUACUUGGUUGGGCUCACCAAAACCAGUGUGGUAUAAAGACAAUAGAAGAGUUAAGGCACUCGCUUCUGCACACAACAAUGGAGUUAGAGCAAACAAGAAUGGUGGCCAAUGAAGAACUCAAUACCAAAGACGACCAGAUAAUGCAACUCAAAGAUCUUCUCAACAAAGCUAUCAAGGAGAGAGAUGAAGCACAAGAGAGAUACAAGAAGCUUCUUCUUGAUCAAAACUUCAUCCUCCAACGCCAAACCGACGAGGAGCAAGAUCCAAACAUCAAUGGCUUUCACUCAUCCGACGGCGAAGAAAGCAUUGUCUCAUCUUUCGAACCACCGAUGGAGAUCGAGUUAGAUUUCCCGGAGAUGACAUUACCGGAGAAAGGGAAGCUUCUAAAGGCGGUGGUGAAGGCAGGGCCUCUGCUUCAGACUCUGCUUUUAGCUGGACAGCUUCCACAAUGGCGUCAUCCACCGCCACAACUUGAGUCCUUUGAUAUUCCACCGGUGAUUAUUGCUGAAGCAUCGCCGUUGUCACAAGAUAGUUGUGGGAAUAAUCUAAACAGGAAGAGGGUUCACUGUGACGAGUCUGACUCCAAAAGAGGGACCAAGUACCAAAGGCUCUUGCCUUGAUCGUUCAUGUACGUACAUUUCAUUCAAGGGUCAAGUAUGUACGUAUAAAAAGAGUUUAAUUUGUAUUCUUUGCAAUGGUCAUUGUAUGCCAAGAUUUGGAGUUUGAGUGAACCAUUUUCUCCCAGGAUCA